Messenger RNA from Alosa alosa (allis shad), 1477 nucleotides. It is a transcript of the gene trdmt1, whose product is annotated as tRNA aspartic acid methyltransferase 1. The record is from RefSeq and is a predicted model, not a curated record. Bases 92 to 1252 code for a protein of 386 amino acids. Lineage: Eukaryota; Metazoa; Chordata; Actinopteri; Clupeiformes; Clupeidae. The transcript has 10 exons. Gene Ontology annotation, molecular function: methyltransferase activity.
UUGAAGCGUACCCACGUGUGACUGUUUACAAGUAGGCUAGUUUGAGCUGUAGGAGGAGGACCCUAGCGCUUCAGACUGUUUGGAUUGUGAAAUGGAUGGUUUGCGUGUAUUAGAAUUAUACAGUGGGAUAGGUGGAAUGCACUACGCAUUGAAAGAGAGUGGAGUGAUGGCUGAAGUGGUGGCUGCUGUGGACGUCAAUACAACAGCCAAUCACAUUUACAAACACAAUUUCCCCAACACCACUUUAUUGCCCAAGACCAUCGAGGGAAUCACUAUAAACGAGUUUGACAAAUUGGGAUUUGACAUGAUUUUGAUGAGUCCCCCAUGUCAACCCUUCACACGUAUUGGACUGCAAGGUGAUGUAUCUGACCCAAGGGCUAAAAGCUUCCUGUACAUCCUUGACCUCCUGCCAAGGCUAAGUAAACUGCCACGCUUCAUUCUGCUGGAGAACGUGAAAGGCUUUGAGACAUCCAGUGCAAGAGAUGCUCUGCUGAAGACACUCAGGGAUUGUGGCUACAGCUUCCAGGAGUUGCUGCUCACACCCACUUGUCUUGGAAUACCAAACUCAAGACUGCGCUAUUUCCUGAUAGCAAAAGCACCUCCAGAUUCCUUCACAUUCCAGAUAAGCUCAGAGAUUUUGGAAAGUUUUCCAUCGUCUUCUGGUAAUGAUGCUUCUUCAGAGACCACCAUGGUGCCAGAUUGUCCCUCUGAGUGUCUAGACAGUACAAAUGGAGAGGAUGGGACCAUCUUGUACAAGCUGGAGACAGCCCAGGACGCCCAUAGGAAGAUGGGUCAGAACAGCGAUGAGUCAGUCAGGAGGAUACAGGAGUUCCUGGAGGUCCAGGAAGAAGAUGGAGGAGACAUGGAGCAGUAUCUGCUCCCCCCUAAAACCCUUCUGCGCUAUGCCUUGCUCAUGGACAUUGUGCGGCCUACAUGUAGACGAUCUGUGUGCUUCACAAAAGGGUAUGGCUACUAUGUUGAGGGCACUGGCUCAGUGCUGCAUUCCUGUGUGGAGGAGGAUAUGGAGGAGGCUUUCCGCUCACUGGAGCUGCAGCCAGAGGAGGAGAAGCUGAGGCGGCUGAAGAGACUGAAGCUGCGCUACUUCACUCCCAGAGAGAUUGCUAAUCUCAUGGGCUUUCCCGCUUACUUCACUUUUCCAGAGGAUGUCUCGGUGAAACAGUGUUACCGGGUGCUGGGGAACAGUCUGAAUGUCCAUGUGGUGGCCCAACUCAUCAAAGUGAUGCUGUCUUGACCAGAACUGAGCUUGUGGGAUCAGUAGAAGUAACAACAAUAUCAUGGAUUUGGACACUCUUUUUAUGGCAGUGGUUGGAAAGCAUAAAGGACAUUUUAUUUUCCAUUUCUUUUCUAAUGUAUGUCCAGAGUCUAUUACAAUAUAUUGCACCUUUUGUAUACUGUACAGAUAUGGCUGGUCUGACGAAUAUGAAUGAACUAUUUAAUUAAAACGUUUUUAAUGAAA